GUCCUCUCUCCUCGCAGCAUCAUACCUUUUUCCACGACAGAAACUGCAAUCAUGGAUGAGAUCGCAAAGGAGUACGAUGUCAUUGUGCUGGGCACUGGCCUGACUGAGUGCAUUCUCUCUGGUGUGCUCAGUGUCAAAGGCAAGAAGGUCCUCCACAUUGACCGCAACGACCACUAUGGCGGUGAGGCCGCAUCCGUGAACCUCGAGACUCUCUUCAAGAAGUAUGGCAAUGUCUCGGGAGACCAGCCAUGGAAGAAAUACGGCCGCGCCAAUGACUGGAACAUCGACCUGAUCCCCAAGUUCCUCAUGUCCUCGGGCGAGCUGACCAACAUCCUCGUCUCCACCGAUGUCACCAGAUACCUUGAGUUCAAGCAGGUCGCAGGAAGCUACGUGCAACAAGGCUCUGGCUCCAAGGCCACCGUCGCCAAGGUCCCGUCUGAUGCUGGUGAGGCGCUGAAGUCGCCCCUCAUGGGCAUCUUCGAGAAGCGCCGCAUGAAGGGCUUCAUCGAGUGGGUCGGUACCUUCGAUGCCAAGGACACGGCGACGCACAAGGGCCUGGAUAUCGCAAACUGCACCAUGAAGGAGGUUUACGACAAGUUCGGCCUUGAGGACGGCACUCGGGACUUCAUUGGCCAUGCCAUGGCCCUGUACCUUGACGACAACUACAUCACUGCCAAGGGCGUCGCUCCUGAGGCCAUCGAGCGCAUCCGCCUGUACGGAAACUCCGUCGCCCGCUAUGGCAAGUCGCCGUACAUCUACCCCCUGUAUGGCCUCGGCGAGCUGCCACAGGGUUUCGCCCGUCUGUCUGCCAUCUAUGGCGGUACCUACAUGCUGAAUACCAACGUCGAUGAGGUGCUGUACGAGGAUGGCGUGGCCGUCGGCAUCAAGGCCACCAUGACCGGCAUCGAGCCCGAGAUGAAGUUCGAGACCAAGGCCAAGAUGAUCCUCGGUGACCCAACCUACUUCUCCAGCAAGGUCAAGGUCACUGGCCACGUGCUGCGCGCUAUCUGCGUGCUCAAGCACCCCCUGACCGGAACCCACGACGCCGACUCUGCUCAGCUGAUCAUUCCCCAGUCCCAGGUCGGCCGGAAGAACGACAUCUACAUUGCCUGCGUGUCUUCCGCGCACAACGUCUGCCCCAAGGGCUACUGGAUCGCCAUUGUUUCGACCAUUGCCGAGACGACGGCCAACCACCACCUCGAGCUUCAGCCUGGCCUGGAGCGCCUUGGCAAGAUCGAGGAGCAGUUCUUGGGACCCCCUAUCCCACUGUAUGAGCCUUUGGAUGACGGCACCAAGGACAAGAUCUUCGUGUCCAAGAGCUACGAUGCGACCAGCCAUUUCGAGACCACCACUGAUGAUGUCAGGGACAUCUACCGCCGCUGUGCGGGUGAGGAGCUGAAGGUGGAGGGUCUGAGAGAGGGCAUCCAGGUCGCAGAGGAGUAGGGAGGAGCAGGUAUAAGAGAAUCCGAACGAGAUAUAGUUGGACGGAAGCAGUCACGGGACCAGUACUCGGGUUCAGGUCACCUCAAGAUGAAUACUACAUAAUGGGCGGAGACGGGGGCUUGGAGGAUGGCCCGUCAGAAGACUGAUCGAGAAGCACGAGCCUUGCUUGACUUUGUGUGAUAUUACAAGAAUUCUGCCUCGGGUGAUUCAACAAGAGAAACGCAACAUGUUCAUGGCUAUGAU
Cryphonectria parasitica EP155 is the source of this 1686-nucleotide messenger RNA. RefSeq names its product rab GDP-dissociation inhibitor. Bases 52 to 1443 code for a protein of 463 amino acids. Gene Ontology annotation, biological process: small GTPase-mediated signal transduction; protein transport; vesicle-mediated transport. The record is from RefSeq and is a predicted model, not a curated record. Gene Ontology annotation, molecular function: Rab GDP-dissociation inhibitor activity. Lineage: Eukaryota; Fungi; Ascomycota; Sordariomycetes; Diaporthales; Cryphonectriaceae. The transcript is spliced from 8 exons. Gene Ontology annotation, cellular component: cytoplasm.